Pseudoliparis swirei is the source of this 1699-nucleotide messenger RNA. RefSeq lists its product as uncharacterized. The record is from RefSeq and is a predicted model, not a curated record. Lineage: Eukaryota; Metazoa; Chordata; Actinopteri; Perciformes; Liparidae. Bases 154 to 1281 code for a protein of 375 amino acids. The transcript is spliced from 3 exons.
AGAUCCAAAACUUUAUUGUACAACUUCCUGUCAUCACAAGCAACAGCGUGGCAGUGUGACUGGUCAAGUCUUUUUUAGAAACCAUAAACUAAAAGCAGUUAAAGAGGCACAGACACAGGAAUCAGAAAACAAACAGCGGCAGACCAACGCAGGAUGAUGGGGAUGCCAGGAAUAUUCACAAUGUGCUGCGGAGCUCUGUUCCUGGCCCUCACCUCAGUGUCGGCUGUACAAAAGCUUCAUUCAAUUAAUUCUUUGAAGAAAAUCAACUACAGUAAAUCUGUGCCCAAACACAGUCUCUUGCUACUCUACUGGUUUGCAAACGUGGUGGAGAUCGACGAGAACAACGUCAUAUGGAUGACCUUUGAUCCCAAUACACAUGAUUAUGGCUCACAUUAUUAUCACAACUCUGAGGGGGUGUUGGAAGAACGAGAUAGGAAUAAUGCAUUCCGGUACUACACUAUUGGCAAUCUCAAUCAACCAACUUCCAUGCCACUUCCUCCUUAUGUUGUUCGUCCCCGAACUGAGUAUGUGGGACGCAACAGGGACAGGAUCAUAGUUCGUAUCAGGGAGCAGAAUACACAACGGACAGAUUUGCAGAGGAUAGAGCACGUUUAUAUAACACAGCAUUAUGAUAUUUCUGAAAAUCGGGGGACAGGAUAUGAUCCAGCUCAUACCUACAUGAUCUAUCUUUCCCUCAUCAGACAUAUCAGAGAGUUUUCUGUGGGACAAAACCAACAGCAACUGUUGCAACUCAGAAACCGCUUUGGAGGCAACGCAGAUGAGUCCCAGUUAAGGGACAUCAUAAACACAUGGGGUCCUGACCUUGCUGGUCUUGGACUGCUGUUGUGUAUUGUGAUCCAAGCAAAGGACUCCCCUAACCAACGCAACAGACAAGAAGAAAGACCGAAACAUUUGGAUGAUGAUUCCAAGAGGAAGAGCAAUGUCCACAGAGAUGUUCGCAACCAAGAUUAUGUUCUGGUAAGAAAUGCCGACGAGGACCUCGAAGCCAACAACAGGAUGACUAACAGACAAGAAAAAAGACCGAAACAUUUGGAUGAUGAUUCUAAGAGGAAGAGCAACGUCCACAGAGAUGUUCGCAUCCAAGAUAAUGUUCCAAUAAGAAAUGCCGACGUGGACCUCGAAGCCAACAACUGGAUGACUAACAGACAAUCAGGCGUCACCUCUGCACCCCGGAACUGUAAAAUUUGCUGUGGUAUUGCCAUAUUUUGUAGCAUCAUAGUCGUAGUGAUUGUAAUUGUUUGCUGGUUAAAAUUCAGAUAAAUUGUUAUUCAAGUACGCCCCAUACCUAUAGUUUUUGAUUUGAGAUGAAAAUCUAAGUGUUGGUCUGAUUUGUCUAUAUUUGUUUAUUUUAUUAAACUGCAUUCUUUUAACAUAGUCCCUUUUAUUAAGUCCGAACUAAAGAGCUUCUUUGCAAACUUCAAAACAUGAGAUUUCAAUGCAACUUCCUUUUCCUGUUGCCCAACCUUCAGCAGUUUUAAAAAGCACAUGAAGGGAUGGCUGUUGUCCACCCAAACCUGUGCACACAGAUAGUAGUACUGUCAUGGAUAUGUGAUGUAUGAAUGUUAUAUGAAUUAAUGAAACCUUAAAAUGUGCUCAUUAAUGCCCCUAUGUGUAAUAUAUUUGUGUGCAAUAUGAUGCAUGUGAAAUGUCUUCUUACACUGUGAUAUUUUCUCUCGUU